Messenger RNA from Teleopsis dalmanni, 1479 nucleotides. It is a transcript of the gene mRpS5, whose product is annotated as 28S ribosomal protein S5, mitochondrial. Gene Ontology annotation, cellular component: ribosome. Gene Ontology annotation, molecular function: RNA binding; structural constituent of ribosome. The transcript is spliced from 2 exons. Bases 48 to 1349 code for a protein of 433 amino acids. Lineage: Eukaryota; Metazoa; Arthropoda; Insecta; Diptera; Diopsidae. The record is from RefSeq and is a predicted model, not a curated record. Gene Ontology annotation, biological process: translation.
AUUUAUUAUUAGAACUGAAAUAUUUGUUUAGUAGCGCAAUACAUGUUAUGGCGGGUUAUAUUUUAAGGAGGUUCGGCCAUAGUGUCACCAAUAGUUUAUUGAAAAAUCACAUUUUUGGAAAAGAAUUUCUUAAUCAUGACAAUAAACCUCUUGUUUUCGUCAGAAAUACAAGUUUUUUUAAUAAAUUGCCCGCAGAAGACUUGUGGCGUGGUGUAACAUCUGUAAGUAAUGCUGGCAAAAAAAGAGGCAGAGGAAAAGGAAGCGGUAAGAGGAUUACAAAGAAUUUAAAUAGAGGCCAGUUUAUAGGAAUUGGCAAACAAAAUAUAAUCUGGCCGGGUCUAAAUUCUCCUGUAAUGCGCGGUAAAGAAUAUGUUGACGUAACGAAACUGCCAGAUAACACAGAGCAUGAAAAAAAUUUAGUUAAAUUAAGAGAUAGCGUAAAAGGUUAUCGAAUAAUGAAAUUAAGCCCCAUAGAUCGUGGAUGGACAGGAACUAAAAUGCCUGGUCGCAGUAUUGGACCACCUGAUGCUAUUGGAGAUGAAAGUUUUGAUGGUUUUGAUACUAUUGUACUUGAGAAUAAAAUUGUUUUUAUAAUGAAGGGCAAUAUGGGACGUAAACGGCGAUACUCUGUGCUAACUGUUACUGGUAAUGGAAAUGGUCUAGCAGGAUUUGCACUUGCAAAAGCACCUGAAGUGCGUACUGCUUUAAGAAAAUCGAAAAAUCGUGCCGGACAAAAGUUAUUAAGCGUAAAGUUAGAUUCUAAUAAAACAAUUUUGCAUGAUUUUUAUUGUGCAUUUGGAAGUACCAAAAUAUUUGUAACAAAGAAACCUGAAGGUUAUGGAUUAGUUUGCCAUCGUGCUAUUCAAGCGAUAUGCAAAGUAAUUGGUAUAAAGGACUUGCAUGCAAAAAUAGAAGGAUCGACUAAUGUGCAACAUAUCGUAAAAGCAUUUUUCAUUGGAUUAUUACAGCAGAAAUCUCAUAAACAAAUUGCAGAAAGUAAUCAGUUACAUGUUGUUAAAUUUCGUGAAGAAACUGGUGGUUAUCCCGAAGUUUUAGCGAGCCCUAACGAUUGUAAAGCACGAAAUGAUAAAAGUAAUGAAAUAUGGGACUUCAACCAGCAAACACUUGGAAAUAAAGUCGUAUUAAAGAAAAAAAAGAGGGUACCGUUUUAUGUAAAUAGUAUCGGUUACAAUCUCUAUUUGAAAAAAAAGGAAAUCUUUCGUAACCAAGAUAAAGUUCGUUUGAACAUGUUAAUUCAUGAAGGCGAACUUAGGAGCUUUUUAAGUGAUAAAUAUCCGGAAUGUCGUCCUGCACAAUUCUCAAAGAAUAAAGAACAAGAUACCACGUAAACUACUUAUAAGCUUAAAAAAUGUUAAAACGUUUACGUGAAAACUAUAUGCUGAUAUGUUUCGGAUUCAUUACGCUAUUUUAUAUUUAUUGUAAAUAUUAAUUGCUGAACACGUAAACUAUAUAAAAAGA